AUGGCACAACAGCUUCCUGUGCGGAAUACAUUCAUUGAGGUGAGGGCACCAGCUGUCAUUCGCCCCCGAUCACAGACAGAUUUUGUACCUGGCCUACCUGGUCCUGUUGAGGCUGCAACGAACGGUGCUCCAACACUUGGCCCGGCAUUGGCGCCGGCAUUGGCUCCAGCAUUGGCUCCCGCUUCUACAAUCGCUCCCGCACCCACCGCGUGUGUGGUGUCUAGCAUCGAGACCGUUGCAAGCAGGCGAUGUUCCGUGAUUCGAACGCCAGAUGUGCUAUAUCAGCGCACUCCUCUUGGAUCCUUUGCCUGCGAGCCUCCACACGGGUUCGCCUUACCACAGGCUCUGGAUGAGCUGCAAAGGCGAAGGACCAGUACGCUUAGCUCAGAGGCAGCCCGAGUGCAAACUAGUCAUUCUACCGCAACUCGCAGAAGCUCAUUGGAUAUGAUUCCCAGCACGCCGGACAUGUACUACAGUUGGCCUGUGGAUAUGAACCCUGGUGCCUUCAUGCUGCCCAGUGCUGCUCCCCCAGCGCCUGGACAGGUGGCGGCUGCCCCAGUACCUCUCUCGACUUCACAGUGUCCAAAGACAGUCACACACGCGACCCGAGCCGCCCCUGCUGCUCCAGCUGCACCAGCUGCACCAGCCACGCAGCCAUUGCUGAAGGGACCUGUCCCAGCUCCACAUGUUCCCGUUGGGAACCCGUCGGUGCCAGUUUGGGAUGGCGCCUACGCAGCAACUGCAGCACCAACUAUGCCUUUGCAAGUGGUGCAAGACCAUAAACCUCAGCUACACAGCAUGCCGUUAUGGCCACCGCCUCCUGCCAAUGUGCUGCCAAACAGAUACCCCUUGCAACAGCAAGUGCUCGUUCUCUCCAAUUUUCUACAGGAGGCGCCUCCAAAAAUGGAUGAGUUGUCCACGCAGACGGAGUCGCCAUCUUAUGAGUCCUCAUUGCAGCCAGCCGCCACUGGCGUGACGACGCUAAUGCUUCGAAACAUCCCCGUCACCUUCAAUCGAGAAGCGCUCUUGGCGGAUUUCGACGCUCGCGGCUUUCGCAGCAAGUACGAUUUCUUCUACUUGCCGAUUGACUUCCAGACAGGGAACAAUCUGGGGUACGCGUUUGUGAACUUUGUGUCCCCAGUGUUUGCCGAGCAUUUCCGUUCGGUGUACCAGGGACUGGCCCUGGCCGGCGACCGCAGCAAGAAGAUUUGCGCAGUUGCCCCUGCCACGACGCAGGGCAGGUUAGCGAACGUGGAGUAUUACCGCAACAGCCCUGUCAUGAGCAUGGAGGAAAAGUAUCAUCCCUUAGUGUUUGAGAACGGCGUGCGUCAGAAAUUUCCAGCUCCGACCAAGGCUGUGAAGCCAAUCCGGUUCAGGGAAAGCAGAGGCAUGCAAGGAGAGUGA
This is a messenger RNA of Symbiodinium pilosum, 1404 nucleotides long. Lineage: Eukaryota; Dinophyceae; Suessiales; Symbiodiniaceae. The record is from the annotation of a GenBank genome assembly.